GUCAAGCUUUUCUGAUUCGAGCACUGUUGAACAAUCUACUCCUACUCAGGGCAAGAUAUAUCACCCCAAUUAAGCGUCAAGGAAUUCGCCACGACCUGCUCGGUGAUUAUCCUUGUGUGUCUUAUAAUUGCACUGAUCCUCAAAAUAUGUCGCAAUACCAUGUACUGCCUUCGACGCCGAGUAGAUCGAGCCGCACGGCGCGAAGAACGACGAGCUCAGCUCGCCUAUAGAUCUGCAGCUCGGCGGUUUAGAUGGCAAGAGUGGUGGGAAAGAGGAACCCAGGAACCCGAACAGAUCGCCCCGCUUGACCAUGACUUACCGCCCAUUCGAAAACCGGAGCAGAUCCUGCAGACUGAGGCUGUGACUAACCCAUCUCUCAACUCUGGGGCCAUGCAGGCUGAAAUACAAGACCUCAGACGGGCAUUUGAGUACGUCGAUGAACUUGUUCGACAGCCAAACGGUACCUUGGAAGAGUCGUAUCCCUCUAGGAAAGAUGUGGGUCCUAAUGUCGCCGAAUAUCUCGAUGUAAGAAGCAAACCGCCAAAUUCGAUAGCCUCAUCGAACGCCAGUCUCUCGACAGUUACAUCGAUAGGAACUACAAGUCUGACGAAUCUGGAUACUACUUCGUCUGCUACUAUAGAUACGUUGGAAAUUACAGAUACUGCCGUGCCCAGCUACCAUGAGUGAUUCGAUUCAUGCGUAGAAACGAUAUACAAAUGACGGCAUGGAUUUGAUGACUCAUGAGCGCUGAUAUUACAUUUG
This is a messenger RNA of Aspergillus alliaceus, 762 nucleotides long. RefSeq lists its product as uncharacterized. NCBI's taxonomy places the organism in Eukaryota, Fungi, Ascomycota, Eurotiomycetes, Eurotiales, Aspergillaceae. The coding region runs from base 160 to 687 and encodes 175 amino acids. The record is from RefSeq and is a predicted model, not a curated record. The transcript has a single exon.